Molecule: messenger RNA, 1341 nt
Organism: Cuscuta europaea
Lineage: Eukaryota; Viridiplantae; Streptophyta; Magnoliopsida; Solanales; Convolvulaceae
Source: the annotation of a GenBank genome assembly
AGACUAUAAUCAAAUGAGCAUAUACCGAAGAUUCAGAAACUCUUCUCAGGGGGUACAGAAUACUACCGGUGAACAGCACAAAGUGAGGGUAAACAAAAUCACAGUCUGCCAAAAGUUUCUCAAUCUCUUUGCAACUCCGAUUUUUCAUCAAAUACUUGUAGUUUGAAACUCAAACACACUAUUCCGUGGCAACUGCGCUGCCUUCUCGUCAGUCGACUCGACACCCUAACUCUCUUACCCAAUUUCAGAACAGGAGGGGGGUUGUGAAUAUAAGGAUAAAAGGAAUAAAACUUUCGUCUCUCGUCAUGUACAAGCAGUCAACAGGUUGUAGGAGCAACAGAUCAAGAAAGUUUAAGGCGAAGCAUGUUCUUCAAAUCUCUGUGUUGCUAGCUCUAUGCUUCUGGUUUAUUUACCAAGCCAAACAGUCACACGGAAAAAAGACUCAGUCUGGCGUUGGAAAUGAUCCGAAGAUGUCACAAAAGACUGGCAAUGUCCAUGAAGCACCAAAAUUAGGAAGAAAAGACCUUCCCCAAUCAAACGAAACAGAUAAGAGUAAUAAGAUGGGUGACAAUGAAGUGGAAGAUGGUGAAAUAGAGAGAAAUGAAAAUGAAGCACAACCUGAGAAGCUGUAUAAAGCUGAUGAUGCUUCGAGCGAAGUAACUCACAUGAUUAUAAGUGGUCAAAUUUCUGGGGAAAGCUCUACCUUGCCAAACACAACUUUGGAGCCAAGCAGAGGUAGUUCCUCUUUGGUUGUCAAGAAUAUUCUCUUAGAUUCCUUAAUCGAAACAGUAUCAUCUUCUGUUCCGGAGAAAACCAUACAAGGUCAUCCUAGGUUCCCAACACAGGACGACAGGUGGUCCUCAACAAUGGCUCAUGAAAUACGCGGAGUAGGGUUUGAGGCCUCAAAUAACGAGCAUAUAGGUGAAGUUCCAGAUCUUAUUGACACCGAAGAUGUAGAAGAAAUACAAACAGAAGAGAGUAUUAACACGGAAGAUAGUGCAGCUAAAUGAUACUACGUACACGGUAAAACGCUCUCACCUCUUUAAUCAUGCUCAAAUUGUUGUUUGUGUUGUUGUUGUUUUUAUUGCGCAAAUGGGUUACAAUUAUUGCUUUGACACAUCUCCAUACAAACUACCAAAUAUUUACUAAUAUAGUAAUGUAUCCUAUGUGUUUAUAAUUGUAAAAAUAAAUGUACUAUUUUCCGUUGGAGUAUUAUGAGUUUACUUCAUUUGGAAUAACUUGGGCAGGAAUAGUUUAUAUUUGUUUCUAAAUAGAUAUUCCAUAUAACAUGUUAAAUUUUACACUAUUUACAUGCUCUAAAUGAUAGAGACACUUGCAUUA